Messenger RNA from Colletotrichum destructivum, 2380 nucleotides. Its product is annotated as Putative major facilitator superfamily, MFS transporter superfamily. The coding region runs from base 80 to 1960 and encodes 626 amino acids. Lineage: Eukaryota; Fungi; Ascomycota; Sordariomycetes; Glomerellales; Glomerellaceae. Gene Ontology annotation, cellular component: plasma membrane. The record is from RefSeq and is a predicted model, not a curated record. Gene Ontology annotation, molecular function: transmembrane transporter activity. Gene Ontology annotation, biological process: transmembrane transport. The transcript is spliced from 5 exons.
GUACUCUCCCCUCCCGCCCUAUGUUUCCGAGAUUUCAUUCGUCCCAUCGACUGAACGACUCUCCCCCCCCCCCGUGAUCAUGACUUCUGACGAACUGUCAUCGCCCCGGCGGCUGCAGAGGGUACGCCGUACUCUCUCCUCGGCAGCGGUGGGAAGUCUGCACCUCCUGGCGAGCGAUACGGAGUUCUCGCAGGGUAGCCGCUACGAAGAACACACGAGUCCCACACGGACGUCCUCCAGGAGCCAGACGGCUCGAUCUCGUUCGUCGGGAAGCCGGAGCACGGAAAUCACGAGCUCGUCGGAAGACGUCUUGGCGAGGACGUUGUCUCUGCCGUCAAUACCGGAGGGCGAAGGGAGCCACGGCACCGAUCACAGGAACCCGUUUGCCGACCCGCGCCUCCGGGUGCAACUCUCGAACGAACCUCGAAACCCGUUCGACGAUGCGUACUCCACAGAGCUGGCGGGACGGCCGGUGGAAGAGGCGCCGUCCUAUCACGUCUUCUCCAGGAGGCAGAAAUGGUUCGUCAUCGCCGUCAUUGGCGCUGCUGGUUUGUUCUCGGGGCUCUCUUCCAACAUUUACUUUCCGGCGCUGGACGUCAUCUCAACAGACCUUCAAGUGAGCCAUCAGAUGGUCUCCCUGACGAUCACGUCCUAUCUCGCCGUUCAAGGUGUCUCGCCCUUGAUCUGGGGGUCGAUAUCCGACGCUCUGGGCAGAAGGCCCAUCUACAUCGCGUCCUUCGCGGUGUACAUCGUCGCCAACAUCGGCCUCAGCUUCUCGCCAAACUUCGCCGUCCUCCUCAUCUUCAGGGGCUUGCAAGCAGCCGGGAGCGCUUCGACCGUCAGCAUAGGAAACGGCGUGAUCCAAGACAUCUCUCCCCCGGCGGAGAGGGGGACGUUUAUCAGCUUCUACCAGGCGAUCCGAAACUUCAGCAUCGCCAUCGGACCCGUGCUCGGCGGAGUGCUCGCGAACUUUCUCGGUUUCCGGUCCAUCUUCGUCUUCCUCCUGGCCCUCUCGUCCGCGGUCACGCUCGUCAUCGUUGUCUUCCUGCCCGAGACCAUGAGGGCCAUCGCCGGGAACGGAUCGCUCCGGCUGCAGGGCGUCUACAAGCCGCUGAUCCGGUAUCUGGGAAAGGAGCCGGACUACAUGGAGGAUCCCGAAGGGCCCGUCCGGCGAAAGGAAGUCACGCCAAUGACGUUCGUCGAGCCGCUGCGCCUGCUGGCCCAGAAGGACAUCCUCGUCAACCUCGUUUUCGGCGGCGUGGUGUACACCGUCUGGAGCAUGGUCACGUCAAGCACCACGGAUCUCUUCAAGAUGACAUUCCAUCUUAGCGAACUCCAGAUCGGUCUGGCCUUUUUGCCAAAUGGGUUCGGGACGAUCAUUGGCUCGGCCAUCGCUGGCAAGUUGAUGACGCGAGACUAUCUUUCCGUCGAGGAAACAUACAAAGCAUCCCACGACUCCGACGCCACCGAACGUUUCACGGGGGGCAACCUGCCCGCCGACUUCCCCAUAGAACGCGCCCGCCUGAAGCGACUGCCGUGGAUCGUCCUCAUCUUCGUCAUCACCACCGCGGCCUACGGCAUGUCUCUCAACUUCGCCUCCCUCACUUCGCGGCGCGGCUGGAUCGCCGUGCCUCUUGUUCUGCAGUUUUUCGUCGCCGCCACAAGCAACGCCGUCUUCUCGCUGAACCAGACCCUCAUCACCGAUCUGUGCCCCGGAAAGGGUGCCAGCGCCACCGCCGUCAACAACCUCGUCAGGUGCGGAAUGGGCGCCGUCGGCGUCGCGCUGGCGGAGAUGUUCAUCCAUAGUACGGGACCUGGAGCUACGUUCCUCGGCCUCGCCCUCACCACAGUUGCAGUGGGACCCCUGGCGGUUGUACAUUGGUACUGGGGCCAAAGCUGGCGGGCCAGCAGGAUGGAAGCGGCCGAGAGGGCGAGGACUGAGAAGGCACUCGGCAGCUAAGCCUGGAUGUAGGGGGGCUUCCGAGGAUAUCGCUUUCAGGGUUCGUUAGCUGAAUCUAGCCAUCAUGGUAGACACCCAGUUCUUCGACCACAGCAAGUCAAUCUACAGAAGAAUCCCACUGUGACAGACAACACAUCGUUCUGCGUAUGAAUGUAAAAGGCUUUAUUGCGUCGGUGGCUGUCGAAUGCCUGGCCUGAAGGUAUACGAGGACGACGGCAAGUUCUUCAUACUCCCGCGCAUCAUCUUUACGUCUCCUACGGUUUGUCGUAUGGGAUGGGGCUGGUGUUUAUUCGUGUAAUGCCAUUGGCUCUCGAGCUUCCCUCAUGCCUGGAAUAAUAAUCUCGCGCAGCAUUACUCGCACACAAUUAGCUUUCUCUAGGGGUCAGGAAACUUGAUGUUCAAAUACUAGAAGUGCAGAUA